Messenger RNA from Amphimedon queenslandica, 1352 nucleotides. Its product is annotated as neurotrypsin-like. NCBI's taxonomy places the organism in Eukaryota, Metazoa, Porifera, Demospongiae, Haplosclerida, Niphatidae. The record is from RefSeq and is a predicted model, not a curated record. The coding region runs from base 45 to 1229 and encodes 394 amino acids. The transcript is spliced from 7 exons. Gene Ontology annotation, cellular component: membrane.
GACUGGUUUGUAACUGCUGUGUGGAGCAUCUUGUGUGAAGAAUAAUGGGUUUACUAAGCGUCCUGUUGCUACUGUUGGGUUUGAUCUACACUGCUCACUGUCAGAGUCGUGGAACAAUUCGACUUGUUAGAAGUGGAUCUUUCUCAUCAACUUUUACAGCUGGAAUAGUUCAAAUCUAUUACUUUACCAGUUCCUACAGUACAAACAGAUGGGGCAAUAUUUGUUAUGAUAGUUCAUUUGGUAGCACUGAAGCUAGUGUCAUUUGUAACCAGUUGGGGUAUAAUGGAGCAUCAAGUUAUGGUAGAACUGGGAGCACAUCAAGUUAUGGAACUGACAGCAGUGCUGCCAUUAUUGGUGUUAGUUGCUCUAGUAGUAGCUAUUUGACUCUACAGCAGUGUACUAUUACUACAUCCAUUUCAAGCAGUUGUUCUUAUUAUUAUUCAACAUAUGAUGUUUAUGUAGCUUGCUAUACUACAAGAAUCUGGAAUAAUCCUUAUUCUGGACAGAUUCGUCUACAAGGAGGUACUUAUUCAAGUUAUGGUAGACUGGAAGUAUAUUGUAAUGGACAGUGGGGUACAGUAUGUGAUGAUAGCUUUGGUCCAACUGAUGCUAGAGUUGCCUGCCGUCAGUUAGGAUACAGUGAUUACUAUUCAUACAGUGGAAACCUUGCUGGGUCUAGCUCUCAACCUAUUUGGCUGGACAGUGUUUCUUGCAGUAGUUCAUACACUUGUCUUGCUACUUGUGAAUCUUGUCCUUCUUCACAAUAUCAUAACUGUAGACACAGUGAAGAUGUUGCUUUGGGAUGUGAAUUUGACACCAGUCAAGCUGCACCAAGAAAUACACUGAGCACCUGUCGAUAUGCAAGCACUGAAGGCCCCACUAGUACUGGCAGUAGCAAUGGAGGCACUAGUAACGAAGCAGGCAUCAUUGCUGGAAUAGUUGUAUCCGUUCUCAUAUGCUUGAUUGUUAUAUUUGCUGUACCAAUAUCUAUAAGUUGCUGUUUGGGUUUUGCUGGUGCUAAUUCUAAUAGUAGAAGAAAUGGACGUGCUACAGUAGUCACUACUGGUGCUACUAGUGCUACAGUAACAACUACAAAUCUUGCUGCACCUCCUCCUCCUACUUAUAAUCAACAACCCCCACCUCCUGCUGCUGGUUAUGAUGUUGAAAAAGCUCCUUAUCCACCUCAGCUGGGAUACCCUGCUCAGCCUGGCUAUCCACCACAAGUAUAAUGUGUAGACAGACCCAGGAAAUUAAGAUAAUACUUUAUACUGUAGUGACUAAUAACUUCAUAUGUGAAUGCUUUGUUAGAUGUUGUAUAUAGCAAGUUUGAUUUUCAUGUAGUUUUAGUUGUA